Molecule: messenger RNA, 2124 nt
Organism: Eimeria acervulina
Lineage: Eukaryota; Apicomplexa; Conoidasida; Eucoccidiorida; Eimeriidae
Exons: 8
Coding region: 1-2124 (707 amino acids)
Biological process (GO): subtelomeric heterochromatin formation
Cellular component (GO): nucleus
Molecular function (GO): histone H4 acetyltransferase activity
Source: RefSeq, a predicted model, not a curated record
AUGAUCCCAGCACUCCUGCUGCGUUUGCGUAUGCUGCUGUUGCUGCUGUUGCUGUUGCUGCUGCUGCAGAGCGUCAACUUCAAUCCCCCUGGUCGCGUCCGAGCGCAAGUGCUGCUGCCCUCCAGCAGCAGCAGCAGCAGCAGCGACAGCAGCAUGAUGCUGCUGCAGAUCCGCGAGUGUGUGUUUUCAUCCACCGCAAGCGGCCAGGAGUUUGCUGCUUUGCACGGGCGAGUGCAGUGGUUUCUGCACUGGUUUAUUGAAUCUGCUUCGUCUAUACACCCCGACCCUCAGUGGUCGGUGCUGCUGCCGUUUGUGCUGCGGAUUGACAAGAAGAAGCAGCAGCAAAAGCAGCAGCAAAAGCAGCAGCAGCAGCAGCAGCAGCAAACAGCUGAACUAAGCCUCCUGCCUGCUGCUAGGAAGCGCAUUGAGGCAAUGCGCUUAGAUGGGGGAUCGGGGGGUUGCCUUGUGGGGCCCCCUGCAGCAGGAGACAGCGAAGGAGACAGCUCUCAGCCAGCUCUUCCGGUGUUUGCUGCCUAUCCUGCUGCAUCUGCUGCUGUUGCAGCUGACACUGCAGCAGCAGCAGCAACAACAACGGGGCCGCAGCAACAACGCAGCAUCAGCAGCAAAAGAGGAGGAGCAGGCAGCCGCGGUGCAAAGAGAGAGAAAGGCUCUCCUGCUGUAGCAGCAGCAGCAGCAGAAGAAGAAGCAGCAGCAGCAGCAGCAGGAGACGGGGCCGCAACAGAGGGAGCAUCCUUAAAGUCAGCUUCAAAGGCAGCAGCAGCAGCAGCAGCUGCUGCUGCUGCUGCUGCUGCUGCUGCGGGGGAGCAGCAAGAGGAGCAAGAGGAGCAGCCGGCGGAGGAGCUGCUGCAGCUGCAGCAGCAGCAGCAGCAGCAGGGCAGCAGAUGGGAGUUAGCUGGCAUCUUUACUUUGUAUACAUUUUAUGCCUUUUGGGGUUAUAGAAGGAGACUCAGUCAAUGCCUCGUCUUCCCUCAUGUAGCAGCGUGCGCACCAGACCGUUGCAGCAGCACAGCAGCAGCAGCAGCAAAGCAGCAGCAGCACAGCAGCAGCAACAGGGGUUUGGUGCUGCGUUCAGGGAUUGGAAUGCGGACGCUGGAGUUUGUCUAUCAAGACAUUAUCCUCGACCCCAAAGUCAUUGAGUUUACAGUGGAGGACCCUGCGACAUCUUUCUGUCAGCUGCGCGACGUAACGAGUUUGAAGCUGUCCAUAGAGUUGGGGAUCGUCUCCCCUGCGCUCCUCUACCCCCCUGUUAAGAAGCAGCAAGGAGACAGCCUCGAGCAGCAGCAGCAGCAGCAGCAGCAGCAGCAGCAGCAGCAGAUGGGGCGCUGCAGCAAGAAAGGCUCGCAGCAGCACUGCGCACCACCAGGGCAGCCAUGCCCUGAAUGCUUUCGUCGAGUAUUAAAGGAGACAAAGGCCCAGGCUAUCAGGCUGACGGAGAUCCUAGCCCUUGCUGCUGCACUACCAGACCCUCCCCCAGAGCUGCACGAGGAGUCUCCUUCAAGCAGCAGCCGCAGAGACUGGAGACAGCCGGAGGGGGUCUCUGCUACUGCAGAUCAGCAGCAGCAGCAGCAGCAGCAGCAGCAGCUGGCAGCAGCAGGGCAGGGGUCUGCUGGAGCUGCACGCCGCCCCUGCACAGCGGGGGGAGCGCGUGCAGUGCCGGCGAAGCGCCCAGGUGUCUCCUGCAGCAAACUGUCUCCUUGCAGCAAGCCUUGCUUUCAUCGAGGCGAUGAAUGUGCUGCUGUUCGCUUAAAAGUUAAACAAAGAAUUAAAAGAGACAUCUACGACAUUCUGUCGGAUCUGCCUCUGCAGCAGCAAAAAGCAGAGACAAUACUGAAGCUAAGGAAACUGGUUGGGGGGAGACCCGCAGCAGACGAGGAGACAGCAGCAGCAGCAGCAGCAACGCCAGCAGCAGAAGAGGAGGCAGGCGCAGCAGCAACAGCAGCGGCAGAGGAGACAGCAGCAGCAGCAGCAGCAGCAGCGGAGGCAGCAAAUGCCGCCGCAGCCCAGCGAGCAGCCCCUGAGACAGCAGCAACAGCAGCAGCAACAGCAGCAGCAGCAGGGGGUGGGCGUCUUAAGAAGCAAAGAACAACUGCUUGCGGGGGCUAG